CGGAGUUUACGUCACUGCCUGAGAACAGCGUUGCGUUAGUUCCGUAGUUACCAUAACAACCGAACCAUAUACGGAAGUAAUCACGCAGCGGACGAUACAAACCAGCGAAUAAGCACCCUAACGAAGAAGAUGGCAAGUCCGCGAACAUCCGAGCAGCCCCCGCCUCAUAUUGAUCCCACACAGGCGCCGAUGGCCUUCGGUAGCUGGGCGAUCCCGAGGCUGCUGCUGGAGCUGCAGGACGCGGAGCGGUUCACCCGACAGAGGGCGCUCGCGGCACUCUGCGACCUCGUGCACGACCACGAGCGGGCCUAUGACGCUAUCCUCAGCGGGUGUAUGGAAAGACUUAAAGUUUUGCUGCAAGACGAAGAUGACUUAGUCAGGGUCAAAACCACUGAAGUGCUUUAUGUGCUUGCUUCACACAGCUUGGGGAGAGAUGCCUUUUUGAAACUUGACAUUGUUGGUCCCCUCACAAGCCUGAUUGAGGACCCUGUGAAUGCCUGUCGUAAAAACGUGCACCAAGCACUCAACCGGAUCGCCGAAUUUCCUUCAGGAGCAGUGUUCAUGGUGUCUAUGGGGCUAGUGCCUAAACUGGUGCUGAAGGUCUCUGAUGAAGAAGAGAGCAUCCGUGCUUUAAUUCUCUCCACACUGGGCUGCUGUGUGAGUGUGAACGCCCUUCCUGCGCUGGAGAGUGAUGCGGUUCCUGUCCUGAGAGACCAGCUCUCUCACCCCUCCCCUGCCAUCCGCCGGGCAGCCUCCUCUGCUUUAGUGGGAAUCAGUGUGCCUGCAGAUGGGAAGAUGAAGGUGUGUGAGGAGCAUCUUCUGCCCAUAUUAGUCAAGCUGCUGGCGGAUGAUGACCGAGGAGUUGUCGCUAAUGCUGCAGGAACCAUUAUGAACACGGCUGUUAUCACUAAGGGUAAGAGCGAGGCUCUGGACGCAGGUGCCAUUGCUCCGCUGCUGCAGCUGGUGGUGAGUGAGAAUACAGCGGUGUGUGCCAAUGCCCUCCGUGCCCUUACAGUCCUGGCAGAGGUUCCUAGGGCCCGGGCCCAGCUGCUGGAGCAUGUGCCUCUGCUGAAGACCAGACGAACACACCCCAACACCAUCAUCCAGAGAGCUGCAUCCACGGCCAUUGAAGUCAUCUCCUGGAGACCAUGAGAGAAACAAGAGCUCUCCUCAUACCAAGAAAAGAAGGAAUUAGCCAUACAAAACACACUCAUUUUAUAAAGGAAAAUAAAGUUAGAAGAACAGAAUAAUAUUAAGAAUUCUGAUGCAUGUGACGUUGUUUGUUUAGAAUGCAAAAUCUGUUACAGAUAAGCAGCGCUGCAACUAUUCCAACUUGCGUACGUGACUGAAACGUUUCAUAAAUGUUCAUUAAUAUAGUAUAAACGUGAUAAACGUAUACUGAAAGGCAAGCUAUGUGGUUUUGUUUUGGUGUGGUUUAAUCCCGCUCCAGUGUGAAUGUGCAGUGUCAUGUUUUAGUUAAACCCCUCGGUGCGGGGAAUGGAUUGAACCAGCGGUCAACGGCAGCGAGCGCGUUCUCGCUAUCUGUCACACGACAUGCGGAGUCACGACAGAUAAAUAUUUGUGGCUGCUAUUUGGCAAACAGUCCGAGCGAAUACAGGACACGCGCUGAGUUUGGUUUGCUCGCUCCUGGAGUCAUAUUUGUUUUUGAGGAAUUAAGCGGGAGGAUUAUAUCGCGGGUGGAGGCUGUGUAUUUUGGGAUCAUAUUUGCUGGAUAGGACUGGUGUAGGGCGAGGAGCCCUGUAGAUGUGUGUCAUGAAGCUUCUCACCGCCUGAGGUAAG
Messenger RNA from Carassius gibelio (silver crucian carp), 1800 nucleotides. Its product is annotated as dematin. The record is from RefSeq and is a predicted model, not a curated record. The transcript is spliced from 8 exons. Bases 130 to 1152 code for a protein of 340 amino acids. Gene Ontology annotation, cellular component: plasma membrane; actin cytoskeleton. NCBI's taxonomy places the organism in Eukaryota, Metazoa, Chordata, Actinopteri, Cypriniformes, Cyprinidae. Gene Ontology annotation, molecular function: actin filament binding. Gene Ontology annotation, biological process: lamellipodium assembly; actin filament bundle assembly.